AUGAGGCCUUUGGAACCCUUUGUCAAGCAAUGUCGUAUCACUUACGAGGUGGAUGGCGAUGGUCGCAAGAAGCCAGCAGCGUGCCGAACUGGCUGUGCGUCUGCGCGCGACGAUAUCUCCAGGCCUCUGGCGCGUUGCUUGACGCUGCUGGAUGACAGUAGCGCAUCAGCUAUGCGCAUAAGUCGAGAAAUCACGGACCUGACAGAUGCCCUGGCCGUCGUCGAGGAGCGCGCGACACUCUCAGCGCACCUGUAA
Molecule: messenger RNA, 255 nt
Organism: Anthostomella pinea
Lineage: Eukaryota; Fungi; Ascomycota; Sordariomycetes; Xylariales; Xylariaceae
Source: the annotation of a GenBank genome assembly